This is a messenger RNA of Histoplasma capsulatum G186AR, 1578 nucleotides long. RefSeq names its product monosaccharide transporter. NCBI's taxonomy places the organism in Eukaryota, Fungi, Ascomycota, Eurotiomycetes, Onygenales, Ajellomycetaceae. The record is from RefSeq and is a predicted model, not a curated record. Gene Ontology annotation, cellular component: membrane. Gene Ontology annotation, molecular function: carbohydrate:proton symporter activity. The transcript is spliced from 4 exons. Bases 1 to 1578 code for a protein of 525 amino acids. Gene Ontology annotation, biological process: transmembrane transport; carbohydrate transport.
AUGGCACCGCCGAAAUAUGCGCGUAUGUGCGGGAGGAGGCUGUCUCAGCUAAUUGCACUCCUCACUAUCUUGGGCUUUUUACUAUUCGGAUAUGACCAGGGCGUCAUGGCUAAUCUACUCAUUGAACCGGUUUUCAUCUCAUUGUACACCGCUAACAAUGAGGACCCUCUACUGAGGGCCACCUUGACUUCGAUAUAUGAAUUCGGAGGUCUCUUGGGUGCCCUCGUCACACUGAUCUUGCUCGAUUUGAUCGGUCGUCGUAAAACGAUUAUGUUCGGCUCGCUGUGUAUGAUUAUCGGCGUGUUGAUUCAAAUUACUGCUAUGCGAGAAUACAAGCCCCUAGUGCAGUUCAUGGUCGGCCGUUGUGUUACUGGUUUUGGAAAUGGAGUGAAUUUAUCUUCCAUGCCCAGUUAUCAGUCUGAAUGUUGCAAGCGCCAUCGGGCCUGGUUGUUGAUGUGUAUGCAGGGCGGCAUCACUGCCUUUGGCACAACGAUGGCCUAUUGGAUGACCUUUGGGGCCCAUUUCGGUCCUCCAGAGUUGGUCUGGCGACUCCCUAUCGGGUUCCAAAUGGUUUUCUGUGUGCUCAUUAUAGUUACAAUGUUUUAUCUUCCCGAUUCACCUCAUUAUCUCAUCUCCAAGAAUAAGAUUGCUGAGGGCGAAAGAGUUCUUGCUGCACUUGAGGGGAAAGAUAUCGAUGAUCCCGCCACCAAACAUCAAAAGAACCUAGUCAUUGAUUCGAUAAGAACUUCGCGUGCCUCCAAAGAACGUUUCAAGGAUCUUUUCACCAGUGGCAGAACUCAGCAUCGCCGUCGUAUGAUGAUGGGCACCUCCUCGAAGGUUUUCAAAGAGCUCACUGGAUGUAACGCGGUCAUUUACUUUCUUCCAUUCUUUUUGAAACGGUCUCUUGACAGGUCGGUUGAGUUCGCAAUGCUGAUUGGUGGUAUAAGCAUGACUCUCUAUGCACUUUGUGCGACGUUCUCAUGGUUCUUCGUCGAGAAAUUGGGGCGCCGCAAGCUCUUCAUUUUAGGGAGUCUCGGCCAAUUCCUUGCCAUGAUCAUUAUAUUCGCAUGCGUUGCUGCCAGAAGAUCCGGAUCCACCCCGGGAGCCAUUUUCGGCUUCUUUCUGUACCUGGGUGUAUUCGGUGCAAGCUGGCUGUCCCUGCCUUGGCUAUACGCCGCCGAAAUUACUCCCGACAAGGCAAAAGCCCAAGCCAACUCUCUUACCGCUUGCAACAGUUGGCUUUUCAACUUCUCAGUCGUCACGGCCACGCCAGUCAUGGUGUCCAAUAUCGGGUGGGUGACGUAUUUAUUAUUUGGCCUAAUGAAUGCUCUUAUCGCACCUCUUGUCUGGUACUUAUAUCCAGAAACUUCAAACCGGAGCAAACAGGAAAUCGACCUCAUCUUCGCCAAAGGAUAUGUUGAGAAGAUGAGCUACGUCACUGCCGCAAAGGAGCUGCCUAAGCUUACGGAUGAGGAGGUUGAGAGGAAGGCUACGGCAUAUCGCCUCAUGGAUGACCAGAAUAAUGGAAAGGUGGAAGCCCAAAUCAGCUCUCAUGGUGCCGGUUCGGCACAAUCUUAG